This is a messenger RNA of Trichophyton benhamiae CBS 112371, 1332 nucleotides long. Its product is annotated as C2H2 transcription factor (Crea), putative. Bases 1 to 1332 code for a protein of 443 amino acids. The record is from RefSeq and is a predicted model, not a curated record. Gene Ontology annotation, molecular function: RNA polymerase II cis-regulatory region sequence-specific DNA binding. The transcript has a single exon. Gene Ontology annotation, cellular component: cytoplasm; nucleus. Lineage: Eukaryota; Fungi; Ascomycota; Eurotiomycetes; Onygenales; Arthrodermataceae.
AUGCCGGACGAUAAGCCGGAGCUGCCGCGGCCCUACAAGUGCCCCCUCUGCGAAAGGGCCUUCCACCGCCUCGAGCACCAGACAAGACACAUCCGCACUCACACCGGCGAGAAGCCGCAUGCCUGUCUCUUCCCCGGAUGCGCAAAGCGCUUCAGCCGGUCAGACGAGCUCACCAGGCACUCGCGCAUCCACUCCAACCCCAGGAAGCCCGGCAAGCAUCACCACCACCACUCCCACCACCAUCACCAGCCCACCGCCGCUGUCGGCCCUGCUCCUUCUCAUACGGCUGCUGGUCCUGGUGCUGGUGGUGGUAUUCUCGAUGGCAAGGCGAGGUCGGCUCCCGUCAGCCAGGCGGUCUCUCCAAAUGUCUCGCCGCCUCACUCCUACGCCGUUCCCUACGCUGCUCACUCGCCCUCGACACUCAACCCUUACGCCAGGCCCGUCACCGUCUCUGCGCCCGCCUCGGCUGCCUCCACCAUGGACAUCAACAUGCUGGCCUCCGCCGCCAGCCAGGUAGAGCGAGACCACCAGCUCGCUCCCUCUCCUACCACCGCCGCAGCCGGCACAACCACAACCACAAACACAAACAACUCGACAUACAGGCAUCGGACGGGAUACAGCCACUAUCCUCCCUCCAUGGCUCCGACACCUCCUGCAGCUCCUUCCACCACCAACAAUAGCUCGCCAUCUCAGAUGCAGAUACCCCCUGUUCCAGGCCUCCCCCAGGCACCGGCCAGGCUGCCCUCGCUCUCCGCCUACGCCAUCUCCAUGACCCGCUCCCACUCGGACGAAGAGCACCAUCACCACCACCACCACCAUCACCAUCACCACAGCAGCAACGGCCACAGCCAUAACCACAACCACUACGCCUACAGGACGAAACGGUCUCGGCCGUCUUCGCCCAACUCCACGGCUCCUUCGUCUCCUACACUCUCUCAUUCUUCGCUCUCUCCCACGCCAGACCACACCCCGCUGGCCACGCCCGCCCACUCGCCCAGACUAAGGCCGUACUCCUAUGUCUCGCCGGACCUCCAGCUUCCGUCCAUCAGACAGCUGAGUCUGGCUGCUCAUGCUCCUGCUCCCGCCCUGGCGCCCAUGGAGCCUCACACAGACACCUCCUCGUCUCACUCCACUCUCACCCACUCCACUUACUCUGCUCCCAUAACGCCUGCAGCCACAGCCACAGUCACCUCUCCUCUGGGGGCCGGUGUCAAGGGGCCCUCGAUAAGCGACAUCAUGCACCGUGCAGAUGGGACGCAGCGGAAACUGCCUGUGCCCCAGGUGCCCAAGGUAGCCAUCCAGGAAGUCCCCUUGGACCUGGACAGAUAUUAA